Molecule: messenger RNA, 1616 nt
Organism: Schistosoma turkestanicum
Lineage: Eukaryota; Metazoa; Platyhelminthes; Trematoda; Strigeidida; Schistosomatidae
Source: the annotation of a GenBank genome assembly
AAGUUGGGAAUAUGUUUUGAGUUUUGCGGAACAGCAUAUAUUUUGUCCAGGAAAGGUAAAAAAAGUAUGGGAACUAUGGAAAGUGUUGUUCAUUCAAUAAAUAGUGGAAUAAAUUUCACCGACUCAUCAUCAUCAUCACCUAAUGUAUAUAAAUUUGUCACUGAAUGUCCAGAAGACUUAUCAAACAGUGGAGAUAACAGUAAUCAUUUUAAUAGUGACAAUGAAUUAGAUUCACAAUUAGGCAAUAAUAAUCACAUUCAAAUGAUUAAUAUUGCUGAGAUUAAUAACAAUACAUCAUUUACUGAUAUUAUUCAUCCACCUGGUAGUAAACGCCGGCUAUACACCGAUAAUGUUAAUGUUACCACCACCACUACCACUAAUGAUCAACAAUCUUUUACCGAUGAACGUUAUUCUUCUGAAAAACUAACUAAAGGUAAACAAAAAAUACCAAUUGAAUUUAUUGUUGAUCGUACUAAAAGAUAUUCAACUUUUUCAAAACGUAAAACUGGCCUAAUGAAAAAAGCUGUAGAAUUAGCUGAAUUAACCGGUGCAGAAGUAUUAUUACUUGUCGCUUCAGAAACAAAUCAUGUUUAUACAUUUGCAACACAACGAUUAAAAGGUAUUAUUGAAUUAGAAUGUGGUAAAAGAUUAAUACAAACUUGUUUAAGUUCAAGUUCAUCUAUCAAUUCAAAUAAUAAUGUAUCAAUGAAAAUUGAUCAAUCAGAAGUGAACAACAACAAUGUGAAAACAAAUCAUCAAAAUGUCAAUCAUAGUCGAAAAAGUUGUAAGAAAGAAGAUAGUACAGUUGCUGUGAACACUGAUACAUUCAAUAAUCAAAACUCCAUAAAUGAUUUAAAAAAUAUAUCCGAUGAUGAGAGUAAAGUAGACACAACGUUGUUACACAAUGACUCAGUGCCUAAAUCAUUGUUCAAUUCAAAUCAUAUUGAUGAAUUAAAGCAGUGUUUUAAUACUGUACCAAGUACAAUCAUUGAUUCUAGUCACAAUGUUCAUUCUGUAGCAUCGUUAAGUAAUGAAACAUUUUGUAAUAAUAUAUCUCAAACAACUAAUGUUUCCAAUUCAACUGAGUAUAAAAAUAUGGUUUAUGUUCCAGUGAGUGUAUUUCCUUCUCCAUCACAAAAUGUCCUCACGUUAACUCCAUUAUCUUCAAAUCUUUUGUUAACUGCACAAAUGACUGCAAAUCAAUUACUUCUAGUUCCACAGUUAAAUUCAGUUCCUUAUGUUACAACAACUUCAGCUAAUGUAUUGAAUAGCUGCUCAUUAAGUACACCAACUUCAAAUUCAUAUAGUCCUUAUUCAAUGGGAUUUUUAAAUGUCAACACAGGUAAAAAUGAAUCGUCAGAAAUAUCUGCAAAUUAUGUGACAAAAGAAUCAAAUCAUUUCACACCUCAAAAUUGUAUUAAUGAAAGGAUAACUAAUGGUUUUAUAAAUAAUUCAUGUAAAUAUUAUUUCAAGCCUCCUGAUUAAAUCAAUAAUAGUCCUAUUGACCUAUCCCUUUUGUUGCUUUUUUGUGAAAAACAAAACAAAAAAAUAAAAGCUUUUCUCUAGUUCAUAAUUUAUUUCAAUCCUUCGAAUUUGUUUAUCUUUGUUUUUGUUUU